This is a messenger RNA of Panonychus citri (citrus red mite), 3015 nucleotides long. RefSeq names its product long-chain-fatty-acid--CoA ligase 4-like. Bases 195 to 2351 code for a protein of 718 amino acids. The transcript is spliced from 3 exons. Gene Ontology annotation, molecular function: palmitoyl-CoA ligase activity. The record is from RefSeq and is a predicted model, not a curated record. NCBI's taxonomy places the organism in Eukaryota, Metazoa, Arthropoda, Arachnida, Trombidiformes, Tetranychidae. Gene Ontology annotation, cellular component: plasma membrane; lipid droplet; endoplasmic reticulum. Gene Ontology annotation, biological process: neuron differentiation; long-chain fatty acid metabolic process; long-chain fatty-acyl-CoA metabolic process.
UCAUAUUGAUGCUUUCAGAAAAUGAAUUUACUUCAUUCAAACAUUUGAGAUAAAAAAGUUGAUUAUCAUUUAUUAUUAUUUCUUAUUAAUCUGUCAAUUUACCUUUUAUUUUGUUCAACAAUCAACUGAUUCUAGUUAAAGUUUAUUCUUUUAGAAAAUUCUAUCCAACCUGUUAACCCCUUCAAAUUAUCAUCAUGUCCAACGAAAACAUGACUGAUUCUCUUGGUGUAUCAAUCGCCCUGGGCAUGAUUAAAACAGUGGUUUGUGCCUACGAUUUGAUGACCCUUCCCAUUUACACUGUUACCCAACAACCUUGGCUACGAAAUCAAUCCAAAAAUAAAAUCAGAGCCAAACCAGUUAAAGAAAAUAAUUGUUAUUCAGAAUGGAAAAGAGUUGAAUCUCCUCCCGAUCAUGAUAUAUUACAUGCGGAGACCAUUGAUUCAUUGUUCAUGACAACAUGUGACAAAUAUGGAGAUCGAAAGUGUCUUGGUUUUCGUGAAACUUUCGGUGAAGAAGAUGAGAAACAACCUGAUGGAAGAACUUUUAAAAAAUUGAUUCAAGGAGAUUUCAAAUGGUUUUCAUAUAAUGAAGUUAAUCAAAGAAUCAAUGAUGUUGCUCGUGGUUUAUUCUUGAGUGACCUUAAACCCGGUGAACCGGUCAUGAUCUUUGCCGAGACAAGGUUAGAAUGGUUUGUCAGUGCAAUGGCAGCAUUUAGACUCGGUGCAAGCAUUGCCACCUUGUAUGCCACUCUUGGAUUCGAGGCUCUAGUGCAUGGAAUCAACGAGACUGAAGUUUCACAUUUAAUCACAACUCAUGAUCUUCUACCAAAAAUCAAAUCUAUCGUGAAUAAACUGCCUCAUCUUAAGAAAAUCAUCUACAUCGAAGGUGUCAAGAAACCAGAUCUUAGUGGUUUUGGAUCAAUUGAGUUGAUCUCAAUGACCCAAGUGGAAAUGAAUGGAUCGUCAACUAAACAAAAUAUUCAAUUCGAACCACGAAAACCUGAUGAUCAAGCUGUCAUCAUGUACACAUCAGGAUCAACAGGUAUCCCUAAAGGUGUUGUCAUCACACAUAAAAAUAUUCUUGGAACCAUGAAGGGAUUUUAUGCUUUUGCUCACACUUUGACCCCCGAUAAUGUCUACAUGGCCUACCUUCCAUUGGCUCAUGUUCUUGAAUUAACUGCUGAAAGUUUUUUCAUCUCAAUGGGUAUUCCAAUCGGUUAUUCAUCUCCACACACCAUGACCGAUAAAUCAACUGCAGUUAAAAAAGGCUGCAAAGGAGAUGCGUCUGUACUUCAACCAACUGUCAUGGCCGCAGUUCCAUUGGUCUUAGAUCGUAUCAAAAAAGCCGUCACAGAAAAUAUUGAUUCCCAAGGGCCUUUUAUGAAGGGACUCUUCCGAUUUGCCCUUGAGUACAAACAAUAUUGGGUUAAAAAUGGAUUCCAAACUCCUCUUCUCAACAAAAUCAUCUUCAAUAAGAUUAGAGCCAUGGUCGGUGGUAAAAUUCAAUACAUGGUAGUCGGAAGUGCUCCUCUUGCUCCCGAUACUUUUGAUUUCAUCAGAAAUACUUUGAAUGUGAUUCUCAUCGCCGGAUAUGGAUUGACGGAAACUGCCGCAGGUGGUACCGUCAUGGAUUUCGACGAUUUCAGUGUAGGUCGAGCGGGUCCUCCUCUUUAUGGACUUUCGGUCAAACUAUCUGAUUGGGAUGAAGGUAAUUAUCAUCCUCGAGACAAACCAAAUCCACGAGGUGAAGUCAUCAUCGGCGGUGAUUGUGUGACCGCGGGUUAUUUUAAGAAUCCGACAAUGACGGAAGAAUUUUACAAAGUGGAAGAUGGAAAAAGGUGGUUUUACACAGGUGAUAUUGGAGAAAUUUAUCCUGAUGGAACAAUCAAAUUAAUCGACCGUAAAAAAGAUUUGGUUAAACUUCAAUAUGGAGAAUAUAUUUCACUUGGAAAGGUUGAAACUGAAUUGAAGUUAUGUCCGAUUGUUGAUAAUAUUUGCGUCUAUGGUGAUUCUUAUCACGAUUAUUUGAUAGCAAUUGUUGUUCCAAACGAAAAGGGUCUUCGCAAUUUAGCAAAAACACUUGACAGGGAACAUCUAAGUCAUUCACAACUCUGUAAAGAUCCUGUUAUAUUGGAAGUGGUUAAGAAAGCACUUUCUGACCGAGCAACUCAAGUUAAAUUGAAUCGAACCGAAAGACCUGCAAAAAUCUUACUCGUUGACGACGAGUGGACACCUGACAGUGGCCUGGUAACUGCAGCGAUGAAGAUUCGUCGGAAAAAUAUUCAAGAACGUUACAUUAAUGAGAUUAAUAGAAUUUACAAAACUCCAGUUUCUGGUGUUCAAUCAGCUUAAUUUUUUUCAAUAAUUUAAAUGUAUUAGUUUGUUCUCACCUCUAACAUCUUUCUUUCCUCUCAACCACUUCUCCAAUCAUCUUCAUCAUCCUUAAUCAUCAUUUGUAUCAUCUUCAGGUCAUUGUAACUACACACCAACUACACUCAAAGCAACUCUUUACACUUUUCUCAAUUCCUUUGGUGCUAAACAAAAUCCUGAUUUCGUCAUCACUUCUUACUAAUAGUUAUCAUCAUGAUGAUCUUUUGGUGAUAAGUUAUUUCUCUUGUUAAUUCUGUAUGAUUAAUUGUAAAAUCUCACAAGUUUAACGUUAAUUUCCUAAAAUUUUUCCUUCAAAUCAAAAAUUCAAAUACCAAACUUCAUCAACAAAACAUCCACCAUAAAGAAAACACCAACAUGCAGGAUCAAUUUAAUUAGCAUGUAAAACUUUUUAAAGAAACAAUUUAAUUUGUAACAUAUGAUAUGUAAUUUAAUUAGCUUUGUUUUAUUAAUUUAUGUUGUUCAAAUGGUUGUAAACACUAUUUAUGAAGAGAUAUCGAGUGUUGAUUAACUCUCUCUUCUCAAAUUGAUUGUAAUUGCAGCUCAUUGCGACUCCUUAUUAUGAUUGGGAAACACUCAAAAAAUCAAUGAAUUUGUGAUUAUAAAAUAAAUCAAUUGAUUAAUUUAA